This is a messenger RNA of Clonostachys byssicola, 2439 nucleotides long. NCBI's taxonomy places the organism in Eukaryota, Fungi, Ascomycota, Sordariomycetes, Hypocreales, Bionectriaceae. The record is from the annotation of a GenBank genome assembly.
AUGGUCAAGUACAUCCUGACGCCGUGGCGGGACAGGGAGGAGCUGCUUCUUGUAAGGCACCAGUUCUAUGCUGCGUCUCCGUCAUGGCUCGGAGAACACAGCCGUAUGUGGCACCAGGAUGCCACCAAGCACGGCGGCUUGAGUGAGGGGGACGAAGAGGGCAAAGAUGAUCUUGGCAACCCUGAAGCUGGAGAGCAGGAGCGGCGGCGGCGUCGGAGGAUGGCGGGCGUGGAGAGGCUCAGGCGCAACCAGCGACUGCAACUUCACCAGGCCGUGGCACGGGUGUCGAUGUGGAUGCAGCGCGGCAACUGCCCGCACAUGGUGGAGUCCACGGCCCUGCUUACGGCAGCGGUGCUGAGCGACGAGGAGCUGAUGGUGAACACGAAGGCGACCGGGGUCGACAAUGUGACGGCAUCGUCGGCUUACGCCGUAAGAGCGGCCUACUCAGCAGCGUUCAGCAGAUUCGUCACCGGUUUGUUGGACGGCCACCAGGACAAGCAGCGCAAGCAGAGCAUGUACUCCCUUGCCAGGACCAUUGGUCUCCCGGCUACUUUCGUCGAGCUGAGGCACCAGUCGACACAUGAACAGCUCCCCUCCCUGGCCAAGCUUCGCUCUGCAGCCAAGAAGGCGCUACGGUGGAUUUGGGGGUACUACUGGAGACACCUGGCUGGUGAUGACCUGCUGUCUGAAACGUGUGAGGAUGCUUUGCUGCGCUACCUGCGGGAAGGGGAUCAUGAUCCUGAUGCCGACAGGAGAAGCCGCCUCGCGCUGGAGAGGCGGUGGGACGUCGGCACCCUGCUCAGCUGCCUCUCCCGCCUGCAGGACACGCUGCCAGGCAACCAGGCAUAUGUCAAAUGCAUGCGACUAUCGCGGGAGCUUGUGGAGGCAGAGGAGGAGGAGGAUCAGGAACCGCCCCAGCCAUUUCCUCCGGCCGCUGGCCCAGCAUCGGAUCCUCAAGACGGUGCGGCUGCCACCGGUUGGGCGCAUAUCCGCACCAUGCAUAUUGAGGCUAUUCCACUGUAUGACAAGUCCAAGGAUGCUGUGAUCAUUGACCCAGCCAACCCUCCCGAGGUGGUUCCAGUGCUCAAGGAGGCAAUCAGCUCUGGCAGGAUCAACUUGACUGCCAUUGUCAACACCCACCACCAUUGGGAUCAUGCUGGAGGAAAUAAGAAGCUUCUUACUGAGCUCGGCACUCCCAACCUGACUAUCAUCGGUGGCAAGGAUUGCGAGGGAGUAACACAAACUCCUAAGCACAACGAAGUCACGAAACUGGGUGAUAUCAAAGUGACCAACAUCUACACUCCCUGCCACACCCAGGAUAGCAUCUGCUACUUUCUGGAGGACAGCACUGGCAAGGCCGUGUUCACUGGUGAUACCCUCUUCAUCAGCGGAUGUGGAAAGUUCUUCGAGGGAACAGCUGACCAGAUGCACGAGGCUCUCAACAAGCGCCUCGGAGCUCUCCCUGAUGAGACUGUUGUCUAUCCCGGCCAUGAGUACACCAAGUCCAACGUCAAGUUCACCGUUUCCGUCUCCCAGACCGACGCGAUCAAGAAGCUGCAGGCGUUUGCCGACGACAACCAGGUGACGACCGGCAAGUUCACCAUUGGUGAUGAAAAGAAACACAACGUGUUCAUGAGGGUUGAGGACCCGGAAAUCCAAAAGGCAACGGGCGAGACCGACCCGGUCAGCGUCAUGGGCAAGCUCCGUGAGAUGAAGAACAACUUCAAUACUAACAACACCAACCAGACCACCGGAGGCAAAGAUAUGACUGAUGAGAUUACGGAGAACAAGGGAAAGCACGUCCAGAAAGCGGAUGUGCGCCGUCACGCAUAUACUCACAUCGAGUCCCAGGGCGUGUCACAGAACAAGAUGCCGCCAAAGCGCAAAACCGGCGCCGCAGCCAGCGCACCUAAGGCACCACCGCGAUCGAAGCUCGCCAAAGAGCACAACAUCUCGGCGCAAGAGGAGGGCGAGAUUAAGGAGGCCUUCAGCCUCUUCGCCGAGCCCAUGGACGGCGAGAAGAACGGAGUCAUCCCGAUUGACGACGUCAAAUCGGCUCUAAUAGCCCUCGGCAUCCCUGCCUCCUCGCCCGCCGAGCUCAGGGAGUUCAUCUCCAUCCUCGACCCCGAGUCCGACGGCUUCGCGACGUACGAGCCGUUCCUCGCCAUCUGCGCCCUCAAGUUCCACUCGCGCGAGGACGACACGGACGAGGCGCACCGCCACGAGCUCGAGGAGGCGUUCCGGCUCUUCACCAACGGCCAGGGGGGCACCAUAACGCUGGCCCACCUCCGCCGCGUCGCCGCCGUGCUCAAGGAGGACGUGGACGAGGAGGUGCUCAAGGACAUGAUACUGGAGGCGAACGGCGGGGCGGGCGUCGCGAGGGGGGUCGAGCUGGCCGAGUUUGACGGCGUGAUGAAGAAUGCCGGCGUAUGGAGGUGA